AUGCCAAAAACCCCAACUCGAAGCCUGAAAGUCGAUCAGAUAAAUCCCCUCCCCGAUUUCAAUUCGGGAACAAAUAGGCGUUUAAUUUGUAAUUAUAAUAUUAUUAAAAAGGAUUAUUAUCACUCAAUAUUAUGGAUGGAAGAAGCAAAUGAACGAUAUUAUUCACAAAAAGAAUUUACACAAAAUAAAACUGAUAUUUUAAAUAUUUGGUCAAUUUCUUUAUAUAAACAAGGAAAUUUAAAGAGAGCUUUAAUUAUUAAUGAUAAAUUAAUUGAAUUAGAUCCUUUAUAUCCAAAUGCAACAAAUAAUUCAAAAUUAAUUGAACAAGAAUUAUUAGAUAAUGGAGUUGCUAAAGAAGAUUUCCGUAUAAAUAUACCUCCAUUAAAUAUUACAAGAACGAAUAAUGCUUCUAAUUUAUUUCCUGCAUUCCGUAAAGCUUAUGAAGAACUCUGUCGUGGUGAAAAAGAAAUUAAUACAACAGAAAUAUCCCAACUUUAUUGUUAUUACAAAAUGGAUUGUUCAUUUCUUCGUUUAGCCCCAAUUAAAGUUGAAAUAGUUCGAUACGAUCCUUUAGCCGUUAUAUUUCGAAAUGUUAUUGGUGAUGGAGAGAUUGAAAUAAUGCAGAAUAUAGCGUUAAAAAGAUUAAUGAUAGCUAGAGUUCAGAAUGCUGCUACGGGUGAAGCCAUGCUUUCAAAAUAUAGAAUUAGCAAAAAUGCCUGGCUUAACGCAAACACCCAUCCAGUCGUUAAACAAUUAUUUGAACGUUUAAAAUUAAUGACUAAUUUAAAUAUGAAGUCAGCUGAACCUUUUCAAAUGGGAAAUUAUGGAGUUGGUGGACAAUAUGAACCUCAUUUUGAUUUUGCUAGGGAAUUUGAAGCUGUAAAUGCAACAAAAGGACAUCAAAAUAUGGGAAUUGGGAAUAGAAUUGCAACAGUUCUUUUAUAUUUAAGUACCCCAGAAAAGGGCGGAUUUACUAUUUUUAAUCAGAUAAAAACAAUUGCUAAACCAACUAAACAUGAUGCUCUUUUUUGGUAUAAUUUGUGGAGAAGUGGAAAAGGAGAUAUAAGAACGAUGCAUGCAGCCUGUCCCGUUCUGCUUGGUGAUAAAUGGGUUUCCAAUUCUUGGAUACACGAAAGAGGACAAGAAUUUAUUCGUCCAUGUGGUUUAGAUCCAUCAAUACAAGAACGUUAUGUUGGUGAUUUGGGGGGUCCGGAACCUAAAAAAUAUCCAAAUUUAUCUCCAUAUUGUAAAGAAGGAUUAUAUUGUGAAUGA
Molecule: messenger RNA, 1272 nt
Organism: Meloidogyne enterolobii
Lineage: Eukaryota; Metazoa; Nematoda; Chromadorea; Rhabditida; Meloidogynidae
Source: the annotation of a GenBank genome assembly